AUGGUUUCAACAAGAGAUAAGUUAUCUAGAUACAAACCAGAAAUUGAAUUGAAAUGUGGCUUAUGUGAUCAUCCUGCUGAAUCUAUAAAUCAUCUAUUCUUUGAUUGCCCUUAUGCCAGGUCUGUUUGGCUAGCUCUUAAUAUCAAUGUUGGUCAUGUUAUGACUCGAUAUGGCUCUUUCAAGAACUGGAUUCUAUCUUGGUUCUCUGCUGGAUCUAAUCUUACUUUUGGUGCAGUCUGGACCAUAUGGAAGGACAGAUGUACUAAGAUUUUUCAAAACAUCAGUCCUAAUAGAACCAUGUCCAUAGAUGUCAUUAAUAGAAUGGUCUCCACGGUUCCUAAUUCCUGUAAUACUAGUAUUGGUGUUUUGCAGGUUCAAAAAUGGAAACCACCAGAUGAUGAUUUUGUUAAAUUUAAUUUUAAUGCUUCUUUCAAGCAUGAUACAUUACAAGGAGGCAUUGGACUAAUAGUAAGAAAUUGUGCAGGUAACUGUCUUGGAGUGCAAGGGAAAUUCUUCAAUGGAGGAAUGAAGAGAGGAGUAGAAGUUGAGGAACUGAAAUGCAAAGCAAUGAUAGCAGCUGCAAAUUUGGCUAUUGCAAAGGACUUCAACAACAUUAUCUUUGAAUCAGAUUGUGAAGCUUUAAUAAAAUCCAUUAAUGAACUAAUUUCUUAUGUUCAUUGGAUGAACCAAUCUUUAGUUUUGGAUAUUAGGUUUCUUUUAAGUAAAAUCAGUAGAUGGAAAUGUAUUUCAAUUAAGAGAGAAGCUAAUGGUUUGGCUGAUAAGCUGGCUAAAAUGGCUAGAUUAUCUUAG
Molecule: messenger RNA, 810 nt
Organism: Papaver somniferum (opium poppy)
Lineage: Eukaryota; Viridiplantae; Streptophyta; Magnoliopsida; Ranunculales; Papaveraceae
Exons: 2
Coding region: 1-810 (269 amino acids)
Molecular function (GO): RNA-DNA hybrid ribonuclease activity; nucleic acid binding
Source: RefSeq, a predicted model, not a curated record